UCGCUUCAAGGAGAUAACUGUGAAGUGGGAAGAGAUGUGAUCACGUGACCUUUCCCAAGAGGGGGGCAGAUGCACCAGGGAGAGCAAGAAGGCAGUAUCUCGACCCUCUCCUCUGCUGUAUCUUAAUCGUUUUGCAUCAACGAGGUAAUGGGGGUAAGGUUGCUGGUGGCCGUGGCUGCAUCCCUGCUCGUCCUGGCGGGGGUUGCCUCGGCCGACCCACGCUAUGCAAGGCCAGGAGACCACGAACCCCUACAGCAGAAGUGGCAGCGGCCCGACCGGCUGGCGCGGCGCGUGUGCUACUACGAGUCGUGGGCCGUCUACAGGCCGGGCGACGGAGUCUACGACGUCGAGGACAUCCCCGCCGACCUGUGCACGGACCUCAUCUACUCCUUCUGCGGCCUCUCCAACGUCACGUGGGAGGUCAUGGUGCUUGACCCGGAGGUUGACAUCGACCAGGGGGCCUACCAGCGCUUCGUGGCCCUGAAGGAGAAAUACCCGAACAUGAAGACCCACAUCGCCGUCGGGGGCUGGGCCGAGGGGGGCAAGAAGUACUCGCAGAUGGUCAGCAUGAAGGAACGUCGAGACACUUUCAUCGGCAGCGUUGUCAAACUCUUGACUGACUAUAAUUUCGACGGCUUCGACCUGGACUGGGAGUACCCCGGAGCGACCGACCGCGGAGGCACCUUCGCCGACAAGGACAACUUCUUGUACUUGGUCGAGGAACUGAGGGCUGCCUUCGACACCGUAGGGAAGGGAUGGGAACUGACGUGUGCUGUCCCCGUGGCCAAGUUCAGGCUGCAGGAAGGUUACCACGUCCCGGAGCUCUGCAGUCUGCUGGACGCGAUUCAUCUGAUGACGUAUGAUCUGCGUGGGAACUGGGUUGGCUUUGCGGACGUCCACUCCAUGUUGUAUCAGCGCCCGGGUCUCGAUCAGUGGUCCUACGAGAAACUCAAUGUGAACGACGGCGCCCUUCUCUGGGAGGAAUUCGGGUGCCCUCGCGACAAGCUGGUGGUGGGGACGCCCUUCUACGGGAGGACCUACACCCUGGGGGAUCCUAACAACAACGACCUCCACGCGCCCAUCAAAGCGUGGUUGGGAGGGGGUAACCCAGGGCCCUAUACCAACGCCACGGGAACUCUCGCUUACUUCGAGAUUUGUAGCAUGAUGGUUCAGGACUCGGCUUGGGUGGAUCGCUACGAUGACGUCGGGCUUGUUCCUUUCACUCACAAUGGUGACCAGUGGGUGGGCUACGAGGACCCGGCCAGCCUCAAGAUCAAGAUGGACUACAUCCGAGACAUGGGCUUCCUCGGGGCCAUGACGUGGGCCAUCGACCAGGACGACUACAAGGAGUGGUGCGGCCAAGGCAAGAACCCCAUGAUGCAGACUAUCUACGACGGCAUGAAGGACUACUUCGUCCCCGUGUCCACCAUCACGACCACCCGCGACCCCAACGCCCCCAGCACCACCACCAGGGACCCCAACGCCCCCACGACCACCCUCGGGCCCAUGGACUGCUCGGUGGCGGACUACUGGCCCCACGCCGACUGCGACAAGUACUACUGGUGCUACGACGGCGUGCCCCACGAGGAGACGUGCCCGCCCGGCCUCGUGUGGAACCAGCCGAGCCACAACUGCGACUGGCCGGCCAACGUGGACACCUCCAACUGCAACAUGCCGGCUGUCGCCCGAGUUCCCAAGGGGUCGAAGCAGGAGAAGCGACCUCCUCUCGACAUGCUCGCGUUUAACCACGUCCUCGCCAACGAAAGGAUGGAUGUGGACGAUCUCAUUAGGCUCGAGAAAAUGAAGGACCAAAAACGACACGGAGUUCCCAAGACCGAUUCUUCUAAGACCGAAAAGGAUUCAGCCGGACCGAAGGAGUCUCCUAAAUCUAAGAAAGUUGACCACCCUGCUGAGGCCUUGCGCGUUCCUCCGCUGGCGAAGAACAUGCACAAGAAAACACCUUAUCUAGAAAGAAAUAUAAUUAUGCGUGUUUCCCCUCGUCUGUGCGUGUGCAUUUCGGAUCAAAAGAAGACAUCACGCGCCGGUCGAGGUGUCCAGAGCGACUGGGUACCCGCGCUCUUUCACGCUUUCACGAAGAUGUUGUCAGGACGGUUGGCAGCGGUUGCAGCGGUGGCCGUGCUGGCACUGGUCGGGGUGGUGUCAGCUGACCCCCGUUAUGCCAGACCUGGAGACCACGAGCCCCUACAGCAGAAGUGGCAGCGGCCCGACCGGCUGGCGCGGCGCGUGUGCUACUACGAGUCGUGGGCCGUCUACAGGCCGGGCGACGGAGUCUACGACGUCGAGGACAUCCCCGCCGACCUGUGCACGGACAUCAUCUACUCCUUCUGCGGCCUCUCCAACGUCACGUGGGAGGUCAUGGUCAUCGACCCCGAGAUAGACAUAACUCAAGGGUCUUAUCGGCGGUUCGUGGCGCUGAAGGAGAAAUACCCGAACAUGAAGACCCACAUCGCCGUCGGGGGCUGGGCCGAGGGGGGCAAGAAGUACUCGCAGAUGGUCAGCCUGAAGGAGAGGCGCGACACCUUCGUCAGGAGUGUUGUGCAACUGCUCACCGACUACGGCUUCGACGGCUUCGACCUGGACUGGGAGUACCCCGGGGCGAUGGACCGAGGCGGGACUUUCGCCGACAAGGACAACUUCUUGAAGCUGGUCGAAGAACUAAGAGCCGCGUUCGAUUCCGUGGGUUUAGGCUGGGAACUGACAUGCGCUGUCCCUGUGGCCAAGUUCAGGCUGCAGGAAGGCUAUCACGUGCCCGAACUUUGCAGCUUGUUGGACGCCAUUCACCUGAUGACGUAUGACCUCCGGGGUAACUGGGUAGGCUUUGCUGACGUCCACUCCAUGCUGUACCAACGCCCAGACCUCGACGAGUGGGCGUACGAGAAACUGAAUGCGAACGACGGCGCCCUUCUGUGGGAGGACUUUGGCUGCCCUCGAGACAAGCUGGUGCUGGGAACCCCCUUCUACGGGAGGACCUACACCCUGGGCAGCCCCGAUAACAACGACCUCCACGCGCCCAUUAAGAAGUGGGAGGGCGGAGGGAAACCUGGGCCUUAUACCAACGCCACAGGAACCCUUGCUUAUUUCGAGAUUUGCAGCAUGAUGGUUCAGGACUCCGGAUGGGUGGACCGAUACGAUGACGUCGGUCUUGUUCCUUUUACUCAUAAUGGUGACCAGUGGGUGGGCUACGAGGACCCGGCUAGCCUCAAGAUCAAGAUGGACUACAUCCGGGACAUGGGCUUCCUCGGGGCCAUGACGUGGGCCAUCGACCAGGACGACUACAAGGAGUGGUGCGGCCAAGGCAAGAACCCCAUGAUGCAGACGAUCUAUGAUGGGAUGAAAGAUUAUUACGUGCCAGUGGCCCCGACAUGGAUGCCAACCACCCCCAGCCCUUGGUGGACCCCACCUACUACUACCCGGGACCCCAACGCCCCCAGCACCACCACCAGGGACCCCAACGCCCCCACGACUACCCUCGGGCCCAUGGACUGCUCAGUGGCAGAUUACUGGCCUCAUGAAGACUGCGACAAGUACUACUGGUGCUACGAGGGCGUGCCCCACCUGGAGGUCUGUCCGCCGGGCACCGUGUGGAACCAGGGCCCCCACAUCUGCGACUGGCCUCAGAACGUCGACACUUCUGACUGCAACAUGCCUCCCCGCGCCGCCAAGCCACGUGCAGGUCCUAUUCACUCAGGUCCUCUCAAUGUAGUCCACGAGAAGACCAGACACUUAAAGCAAGCUCCAGUGAAGGCAGAGAGCAAGAAAUCAGGUCCAAUGGCCACUGGAGUUCGCAUUCCCCCGCUACUGCAGAAGGCGAGGAAGGAGAUUCCGUGAGGCAAAGGAGGGAGGUCGUCCCCUGAACAUUUGGGCUAAUUCGGGAAGUGUGUUGAAGUUAAAAUAUAUGUACAUAUAUUUAGAGGGGAAGGGCUUUCAGUAAUAUGUCAUAAUUUCUUUUCAGAUUCACUAAGUGCUAGUUAUGGAUAGUGCAAUGGUGCCAUUACAUAUAGGACACUAUAUGGAAAUAUUCCAGUUUAUUAAUAUGCGAGAGAUAAUUAUCUUAGGUACUGUAGGUAAGAUAAAUUCAAGUUUAAUUAAAUUUCUUACUGCUUAAUGGCCUCCAGAUUGGGGAACCCUGUUCUAUAGAAUUGUUUUUUUCCCUUUAGAUCAUACACAUACAUGAAAUAUGAUAGUAAAUACACAAAAAUAAAAUGAAUUCAAAUUCCA
This is a messenger RNA of Penaeus chinensis, 4239 nucleotides long. RefSeq lists its product as uncharacterized. Gene Ontology annotation, molecular function: chitinase activity; chitin binding. Lineage: Eukaryota; Metazoa; Arthropoda; Malacostraca; Decapoda; Penaeidae. Bases 148 to 3849 code for a protein of 1233 amino acids. Gene Ontology annotation, biological process: chitin catabolic process; carbohydrate metabolic process. The record is from RefSeq and is a predicted model, not a curated record. The transcript is spliced from 27 exons. Gene Ontology annotation, cellular component: extracellular region.